Messenger RNA from Myxocyprinus asiaticus (Chinese sucker), 3522 nucleotides. RefSeq names its product 5-hydroxytryptamine receptor 3A-like. The record is from RefSeq and is a predicted model, not a curated record. Gene Ontology annotation, molecular function: neurotransmitter receptor activity; extracellular ligand-gated monoatomic ion channel activity; transmembrane signaling receptor activity. Gene Ontology annotation, biological process: chemical synaptic transmission; monoatomic ion transmembrane transport; regulation of membrane potential. Gene Ontology annotation, cellular component: synapse; neuron projection; membrane. Lineage: Eukaryota; Metazoa; Chordata; Actinopteri; Cypriniformes; Catostomidae. Bases 113 to 1336 code for a protein of 407 amino acids. The transcript has 8 exons.
UAUGAAAGCAAGCUUACAUGAUGAUGCUAAAAGAAAUUCUGUUUGAUACUUACUAUUCUCACUUCUCAAUUGUGCAGGGUGGGUGUCCGCUGCUGACAACUGCACUUACAAGAUGAUAUUAGAUCAUCUUGACUUGAACAAAAAUGACUUUAACACGUCCCUGCGGCCCGUGCAUUUCUUUAGGACCCCCACCAAAGUCUUUGCAGACCUGUACGUGUCCUCCAUCACAGAAGUGAAUGAAAAAGCCCAAAGCUUUUCAACACAAGUCACGCUUGUAAUUGGAUGUUUAAAUGAGUUUACAAGGUGGAACUCCAAAGACUUUUGUGGAAUCAGUUCAUUUUCACUUCCUAAAGAUAUGUUUUGGACUCCAGACAUUGGGAUCAUUGAAAGCAUCAAGACAGAAUUUGCAAUAAAGGAGUCUCCAUAUGUGCAGAUGGUCAGUUUAGGCAUAAUAGUUUCAUCUGACACUUUAGCUGUGACCACUGCCUGUAAAAUGAACCUGCACAGGUUCCCCUUCGACAUCCAAAGCUGCACCCUCACGCUGCAAUCAUCCAUUCAUUUCAUUCAUGAGCUGAUAAUUGAACCAUAUUCCAAUGCAUCAUCACUUACCUUCAACUCUCAGAAUGCCUUUCAGACCCAGGGAGAGUGGGAGCUCAUAGAUAUAAAUAUGACUAAAUACAAUAACUCUAUUCUGUGGGAUACACGGGCUCAGCUGAAAUAUCAGGUCACCAUAAAGAGGAGACCUCUGCUGUAUGUCAUCAACUUUAUGUUGCCAGUCUUUUACUUCCUUGUGUUGGAUGUGGCCUCUUUCUUCAUAAAUGUGGAGGGAGGAGAGAAGUUGAGUUUUAAAGUGACUUUACUCCUGGCCAUUUCUGUGUUGCUGCUCAUUCUCAAUGACAUGCUGCCCUCUACUGCUGAAGAUAUCCCACUGAUUGGGAUUUAUUGCAUUGUGGUUUUCACUCUCAUUGGCAUAAGCAUUCUGGAGACCAUCUUUGUGAAUUUUUUGAUGGAUAGAGGAGCUGAGACCAAAUCAGUAGCACCAGUGGAAACCACAGCUGCUGUUACUGGCAAAGAUGACAGCACAAGAAACCUGGGGAUCCCUUUGGACACGCAUGUAGAUCGGAUUGAAGAGCAGUCAUGUUUUCUUGACCUUCUGAAGCAGACCCUCACUGAGCUUCGGGCAGCAUGUCAAGAACUUUCUCGUCAAAAUCAACAAGAGAAAACAUCUCUGUGCUGGACCAGAGUGGCGAAAAUCAUAGAUGUGACCUUCCUAGUUCUUUACUUGAUCUGUAUAGUCACAUUUUUCAUAGUACUUGGCAUUACUUGGUUUCCAUAGUGAUAUCAUGCGGUAAGGAUGAGCUGGAAAACCAAACUGAUCAUCAGUAAUAGUUAAUUGAUUAUUAAAUAAGCGAUACAUACAGGCAUGCACUUUUUAUGGAGAUUUUAAGGUUUAGUUCAUUAUAGUAGUACUGUUUGUCAUUCUAUCUGCCUUUGGCAUAUCUUUACAUUUAAAAAAUAAUUAUUAUGUGAAAUCAGCAAACUCUUGUAAAAAAGUUAUUAGUACACCAGUAAAGGAAGUGGUGUCUAGCCAAACUGAUCUCACAAUAAAAUCAAAAUCAGGAGGUUGAAUUUUCUUAAGCUAAAACCUUUUUGUUCUUAUCGAUAUGCUUAUGUGAAACACUGCCCCCAGUGGCCGAAGCGACAAGUGCUUUUGGACGUAUGGUCACGUGUGAGCUCCAUUUUCUGGGUGAAAAGUCCACAGAAGGGCACCAAAAGCGAGUUGUCAAGUGAGUUGUUUUCAGCUGUUCAGGAUGUAAUAUAGUGAAGAUGAAUGCAUAUUUUAUAAACUGAACCCCCAACCCAAACUUCAAACCUAAACCUAACCAUCAGUGGAGUAAAAAUGUAAUGUUAAAGGGAAAAAUGCAACCUCUGAAUCAUGGACGUCACUGAUUAUGCAAAUUUGGUAUUCAAGAAACAUUUCUAGUUAAAAGCAGUUAUGCUACUUACUGAAGUACAGGGCAAUGCAGUGCCUUUUUUCAGUUGCUGAAGUAUUGACUUGCAUCACUUCACCCAUACAAGUCAGAUUUUGGUUUAAAAAAUGUCUAACCCCCCAGAAAUCACAAGUCUAUCAUUCAGUUUUUUUAGAAAAUCACCAGUCUAUUGUUCUAUUGAGAGAUGAAGGCUAUUCCAUGCACUACAUAUUGAAAGAAGAAAUUAAAGUGGAUCUGACUAGGAUAGAGAGGGAAGUGGAUGCCCCAAAUGCACAACAACAAGAAGACAAGUACACCAGAGUCUCUAGUUUGAGAAACAGACCCCUCACAGGUCCUAAACCAGCAGCUUCAAUGACCAGUACAUGGCAAACACCAGUUUCAUCUGCAACAGUGAAAAGAAAAGACUCUGGGAUGUUGGCAUUUUAGGCACGUUCAAAGAAAAAGCCACAUCUGAAACUGGCAAAUAUGAAAAUGUAAAAAGAACUCAAAAAGAUUGAGUGAUAAAUGAUUACAAAUUGGUAUUAUGGAUGGAUUUGAGAUGUUGAGUUAUUGUUUGGUUGGAAAAUCCAGAAGUGCCCUACAAGCUAAUUUUCUUAAUGUACUUCUUAAUGUAAUUUGCCUAAUAAUUGAAGCUUAGUUUGAUUAGAUAAAAAGAGGACAACCCUGAUUUGCUGAAGCAGUCACACCAUCAAUCAUCAAAAAGCAAAGUGACACAAACCUUGUGAAAAAAUGCAAUAGGCAAAUCACUCAGAGCUUAGACUUUUGCAUAUUUUUUCUAUGUGGAGUGUAUUUAACUGUUGAGAAGUAUUGUUUUAGAGAAAACACCUUCUGACUAGGAAACAGUGAAUCCUACAGAAAUCCCACAUGAUAAAUCCCACCAUAAAAGCUUUUACUUGAUUCAAGUCAGCUGAGAUACAGUUGAUACAGAGUUUAUAAAAUUCAGCAAGGUCAUUUUUAACAGACAUUCGAAAUGACUAGAUCAGUGUAUUGUUUAACGUGUCUAAAGUGGAACUGUAAAGAUAGUGCAGAAAGUCUUGAUCCAAACCAGCAUAAGACAAAAGACAAAUAUAGAAAAAACUGAAAACGCUAUAGAUUAUAAGAAAGUUUCUGGUCUUAGUAUCUUCUGUGCAAUUUUGGAGUUUUUUGGUCUUAGUAUCUUCUGUGCAAUUUUGGAGUGGUUUAAUCCCUUUUCUUCACCGUGGUGAUGAUCAGAGUAAUUUUUUCUUGUGUUUGGAGGUGGUGCUGUUAAAGAGGCUGUGGCCUGUCCUGACCCAGACCCCUGCUGUGGACAAACCCGGCUGCUGAAGCACCUUGUUCAAAGUUGUCUUCUUUAUGGCAGCUGGAGAAAUAUUCUCCUGGUCAGCCAAGUGUUGAAGCUCCCUGUCAGAAUUACAGUAUAACAAUUAAGUGAGCAUGAAAUAAACUCAUUCCGUGUCAAUUCAACCAAAGGUACAUAAUCCAAAUCCAAAAACAAGAUAUAUGUAUUGUGGUAACUGGAGAGCCACGUGUCGCUGAUUCUUAAUAAAUGUGU